Messenger RNA from Prorocentrum cordatum, 3294 nucleotides. The record is from the annotation of a GenBank genome assembly. NCBI's taxonomy places the organism in Eukaryota, Dinophyceae, Prorocentrales, Prorocentraceae.
AUGCUGGAGGCCGAGAAGAUUGAACAACUCAGACGUGUUUUUGCUGAGACUCUGUUCGCGAUCCACGAGAACGUGAAGUUCGGCCAGCAGGACGCCAUGGGCUACCAGACGAUGUUGCGGAACAGCGUGUUCGGGCUCGUGCCCCGGGGCGACGAGCACUUCACCUUCCGGCUCACGGAGGUGCUGGCAGCCGGCGGGGUACCGGUGCUGAUGGACGACGACUUCUACGCCCCGUUCGCCAGGGACGACCUGGCGGAGUGGGCAGUGGUAAUUCCUGAGUCCGAGGUGCCAAAGACGGUCGAGAUAUUGACACAGCUUGACAACGAGACAAUCUGCAAGAUGAAGAAAGAGGGUGCAAAGAAGUGGAGGUACGGGAAGGAUAUGCAAGCGCUCGUGGACGGCCUGCUGGUGAGCCUGACGAGGCUGCUCGAGAAGGAGCGGCUGCUCGACGAGGGGCCGCCCGCGGUGGAGCAGAAGUCGGAGGUCAGCCCGUUGGCCACGGCCGCCCGGCGGGCUCCACGCGCGGGCCGGGGCGCGGAGGCGACGCGGCAGGUCCAGAGCCCCCCCGUGCCGCGCGCGCUGUGCUUCGACAGCUGCGGCUCCGCCGGCGGCACGCCGCGCACCCCGCGCGCGCCGGCGCGCGCCGGGCCGGGCGCCCCGGGGGCGGCGCCGCCGGCGAGCGCCUCGCCGCAGCGGCCCUCCUCGCUGUGGCAGCAGCUGGCCGCGGAGGAGCGGACACCGCCCGCCAGGGGGGCCGCGUGCGGGGCAACGCCGAGCCCCAGCGUGUUCCGGCCAGCCGAUGGCCCAGGGGAGGCGACCUGGCGCGUGGCAGAGAGCGCCGACCUGAGCGGCUGGUGCGGCAGGGGUCUGGGCGGGGGGGCCCCUGAGCUGCCGCCGUGGCCGAUCGGGAGCUCCACGUCGGCGAGCCCCGACCGUUACACCAGCGCGCGGCAGCUCGGCGGCCAGCUCACGGGCAUGUCCUCCGAGUUGUCUUACGCAGAGCAGACGGAGGUCAUCGCGCAGUUCCUUUGCAGCCUGGAGCCCUCCGAGGUCGCCGCCAGCAACCGCGGCGGCUCCAGCUCCAGCGGUUCGCGCGCACCCCUCGGCGGUGGCGUAGAGCGCAGCUGCCAGCAGCAGGGCGAGGGGACCGCAGACGGGCACGGCGCUGCCGCCUCCACGCCAGUCGAGCAGCGGGGCGCCGGCCUCUGCGGCGGCGCAGAGCGCGGCUGGCCCGCGGACGCCGAGGGGACUGCAGAGGAGUACAGUGCUGCCGCCUCCACGCCAGUCGAGCACCGGAGCGCCCAGGCCGCGCAUCAGGCGAGCUCGCCCGAGGAGCCACUCUCUGCGGAGCGCGGCGCCCAUGCGGGGCAGUGGACGGAGCCGCUGGAGGAGUUCCCGUCAGAGGAGAUUCGGCUGCGCCGCUGCGGCUUCUGCGGGCGGAGCUUCCGCCAGGACCGCCUGCCCGUGCACGAGGCCGUCUGCGCCCGCGCCGCCAGUGGCGGCCCAGGACGCGCAAGGUUCGACUCCUUCGGCCAGCGAUGCGGCGGCGCCGCCGCGUGGUGGUGGCCGGGCGGCGCUGGCGCGCUGGCCGAGCCCGCCGAGCGGGAGCCGAGGUCGGCGGGCGCCCGAGCCGUGGCUCGCGGAUCGCUGGCACGGCCGGCCGCGGCGUCCGCCGGCGCCAGCGCGAGGGCUCGGAGGGUGAGACCUGGGACCGCCCCGCCGCGCUGGCGGGCGGGCCCUGCCGAGCAGGCGGCGCAGGCGGCGGGCCCUGCAGAGCAGCCGGCCAGCCCGGCGCGCGCAGCCGCCCCCGCGCGGCCGCCGUGCGCCCAGGGCAAGGCCGCCGCCCGCGCGGCUGGUCGGGGCGCCGGCAGCCCGGGCCUCGGCCGCGGCCAGUCCUCCCCGCCGGCGGCAGGGAAGAGGCCGGCCACGCCCGCGCGCCCCCGCGCGCUCGGCGGCGCGCGGGCCUCGGCGGGCGCGCUCGCCUCGCCCGCGCGGCCGCUCCGGGCGCCGAUCCCCGGCGAGUCCCCCGAGCUGGGCCAGGGCGCUGCCGGCGAUCGCCCGGGCCCAUGGGGCACGAGCGGCUGGAGCGCGGGAGGGCGUGCAUGGCACACGCCGCCAGCGGCGCCCGCGAGCGGUGCUGGCAGCAGCUGUGCCAGGUCCGAACCCGCGCGCACCCAUGCCCGAGGUGCUGGCAGCAGCCGUGCUCAGCCGCCCCCUCCUCCGGAGCAGGCAGGACCGCGCCGCCCCGCGCCGCAGCAGCCCCUCGGCCCCUGCGGCGGAGCCCACCGGUCAGAUGCCCACGCGACUCCGCCGCCGCCGCCGCACCGUCAGCAGCCUCACGGGGGGAAGAUCGGGCCCGCCGUGCCUGAACCCACGUCGCGGGCGGACGCGGAUCCAGCUGGGCCAGACGGCUUCGCCAGCGACGUCAGCGCCACGCGCCCGGCGUGCGCGCCGCUAGGCUCAGAGGCCGCUCGGCAGCCUCGCUGGGGCCCCCCAGCGGUGGCAGCCUGCUGGUCGCCGGAGGCCAGCCUGCAAUCGCAGAAGACUGGUCGGUCUGCGGACAGCGCGACAGCCACGCCUGAGCCGAUUGGCCGCGCCGCGGGGCAGUCGUCGGGCGAGUCUGGCCGCGGCCUUCUCGGGUGCCCCAUGACGCCGCCCAAGGAGCCAGCUUCGAGGGCCACUGGCCAGGAAGAGGGACCGCAGGAGAAGGGGCCGAAGGGCGCCAAAGCCGCGGGUGCCGCCGCCGUGGCGGAGAAGCUGAAGUGGGCGCCGAGCCCAGCCCUCGGCGCCAUGCUGCAGGAGGUGGAGCGGCUCGGCGCACAGGUUGACGAGAUGAGGAGGCGAGCCCUGCCAGAGAGCCCCAGCGGCCAGGGGAGCCCUGGCGGCACUGCCGACGACUGCUGGGCCAAGGGCUCCGGGCCUGGCGACCUGCACGUCUGGCCCGAGCUCGGACGCCCUCCUCGGCGAAGCCGGGCCGCCUACGACCCUCUGAGGUACUGCGGCACCGCCGCCACCACCGCUGCCGACGCGGACCAAGCGCUGGCGCCAGGCGCGCGCAAGGCGAGCGACGACGAGCUCGCGUCGAUGGUCGAUUCUUUGGAGCUGCAGAGCCUCCGGUUCCAGGACUACCUGCGUCAAUGUGCUCACCAGGUCCGGGAGAGGCGCCGCCACAUCGAGUCCUGCGGGGCAGGGGCUGCGAAGGCAGCGGCCGGCAGCGAGGUCGGGGAAAGCUCGCGCCACUGAGGGACUUCGAGUGCGGACAGCGAAACGGCGCGCUCUCUAAGCCUAACCAGC